AUGUAUAUUACUUUUUUAACUCUAUUAACUUUGUUUUAUGAAAUUACAUGUGAUGAAGCUCCAAAAGUUCCAAAUUGUAUUACAUAAGAUAAAGGAAAUUGCUAAAGAUGUGAAAAGGAAUAUUUUUUGUUUUAAUUGCCAGAAGAUCAUAUUGAUUUAAAUCUUAAGGCAGGAGCAAAUUUUUGCGUAGAAUGUCCGUAUAAAAAAUUCAAUGAAGACAACAAUUAUUAUUGUGGAGAUUGUUUGGACAAUAGUCAAACAUGGGAUAAAUCUCGAAUUUGCAGUUAUGACUAUAAAACGAAAUCAACAAGCGUUAAUUCUGCAUUUCACAAAAUUGAAAGACCUCUUAAACAAUUAUUUUAUGUAAUAAAGAGUGGAUCUUAAAAUUUUAUUACAGAGGCUUGUGAUGGAUGUGAUCACUUUUGUAAAUCUCAAAAUUCAACAUGCUUUCCAGUUUAGAAAAAGUAUUCAUAUGAUUUGAAUAAAUUGUACAUCAGUUGUGCAGAGGAGUACUAAUAUAGUGAUGCAAUUGGAGGAUGCGAUUCUUGUCCAGAUAAUUGUAAGUCUUGUUUGAUAGUUACAAAUAUCAAAACUGAUUCAGGAAAGACAGUUAUAGAAACUAAAAAAGAAUGUUUGAUUUGUAAUAAAGGAUUCAGUAUGCUAACCACUCGAAAUGCGAUUGAUUAAAAAGAAACCACUAGUACAUGUGUAGCAUGCUUUUCGGGUUGUGAAACCUGUUAUUUUGGUUUUAAUUAAAUGAAUCUUAAUACAAAACCUUGGGAUAGCUUUAAUAAUAAACCUGAGUUGUUAACGAAAAGAUUUGAAGCAAAUGAAAAUUUAUUUUUUGAAGACUUGUUUAAGUUGACUAGGAUAGCAUAAAGAUGCGAGGACUGUACAAGUACUGCUUAGAGUACUUCUAUUCCAUCUUUGAAUAGAAAAACUUGUGUUAGAUGCGGCACAAAUUGCAAACGAUGUGAGUAUACGAAUAACUUGGAAUUCCCAACAAGAGAUAAAGAGAAAGUUGUUGAGCCUGAAAAUACAGAAGCAACAGCAUCAGAUAUUGAGGCACUUGAACUUCUAUAUUUGUUGAAGUGUCGAUAAUGUUAAAAAUAUAGCUAAAUAUUUUAACCUGAUGGAGUUGGAUGCGCUGAUUGUUCAAUUGCAAAUUGUAAAUUGUGCACUUAUUUUGAUCAAACCGAUAUGGCAACUAUCAGUAAUAAUAUGAAAUUCCCAGCAAAGAUGAGUGACUCUUAGAUGAAGUGUGCAUUAUGCGAAGACAAAUUUUACUUGUCUGAGGAUAAGACUUAAUGUACUUAAAUUGAUUCAUCGAAUAAUUCUAAUGUGGAUUGUUUGACCUAUCAAAAAGUUCCACCUGAUGGUAAAAAGUGUUUGUAAUGUAAUAUUGGAUACAUGCUUUAUUAUAAUUAAAAUACUUGGCAAUGCACCUUGGAUUUCUCAAGCAAAGAUAAUUAUUUAUGCUAGUCAUUUGUCAAAACUCAAAAAGAUGGAAAGGAACCAGUUAUUCGUUGUUAAAGAUGCAUUGAUGGCUACUAUGUUGAUAUGGAAGAAGGAAAUUGUAAACCAUGUUCUUAGAAUGGAAAGUGUAAGACUUGCUACACCAUUUCCUUGAAAUCUAUUCACUACCCUUAAUACUGGGAUUACGAAUUUGAUGAAGACGAUGAAAUCAUAGGUCCUAUUUGCGAAGAAUGUUUCCCACCAGACUUAAAUAGGGGACCUAUUAAAAAUGACGAUCUUGGAUAAUGCGAGAUGGGAGGAGAUAAUUGUAAAAUCUUUUCAGCAGUAGGAUUAAAGGGCUAUUGUGAUGAGUGUAAUUUUGAUGAUACUUAAAAAUCACGUAGUGCUUCUAGCGAUGGUUAUGAUUGCAUUAUGUGUCCAGAAGAUACUAUUGGUUGUAGAGAAAGAACUAAAGAAGAAAAGGAUCGAGAAAAUCCUUAUUAUGAUCCUAUUCUACCGAUUUACGAUAAGUAUUCAACUUAAUCAUUCAAAUGUGCCGAUAAGUUUUUUUUGGAUACUAUAACUGGCAGAUGCAUCAAACAAGAUACUGCUUGUCCAUAGUGUAUAAACGAUUCUGUUGAAAUCGUAAUUAAAGCUGAUUGUAAAUAAUUAUAAACUGUAAAUGUAUUGAAUAUUAACUCCAAAUUCAAUAAUAUUACAUCCAAGACUGCCGAGAUUGUUUUGGAAGAUUAUUAUUUAAUUGAUGGAAAUAAACUAGAUAUUAUUGAUUGGAAUACGAAUGCCAUUAGAAAAAUAACAAUUAUACUGGAAUUUUAAUAUAACAAGGAUAACUCUAAUUAUGAUUGCGAGUUCAAGAAAGACACUUAUUUUACUACCAAUUUUAGAAAAAAUAUCUUCUCUGCUAAAGAGGUAGAACUUAAAAUCAAAACCACUUCUCCAUACAAGAACGAAAGAUUGAAAUGGUACAUCCAAAAGUCAAUAUAUUUUGUAUAUUUUACAUCGGUCUCUUUAAAUGGAAUAGAUUUAUAUCAAGCAUCUGAUCUACCCAAGACCUCAAGCGAUCAAUACAGGCCUGAAGAACCUUUUGGACUUUAAUUCCUAAACAACACAGGAUCGAAGUUCUACCUAGAGAAUGUAAAAAUCGGAAAUACACUUGCUGAAGAUCAUUAUGUAUCCAAGGAUUACACUACACCUUAUAGUGAGAAGUCAAUUACUUUAAAGAAGUAAAAGCCUUUCUUUACCUCGCUCUUGAAUACGUAUGAAAUUAAUUUCAAAGAUGUUGUUAUUCAAUCUCAAAACUAUUUACUCAGUGAAGAGAUUACAUUCCAGGCAAAGCCAUUUGGCUUAGUUUACGAUUCUAACGUAAUAUUGCCAUACUUAAUAAUUAAUUUAAAAAACGUAACUUUUUCUGAUAUUGCUGUUGAAAGCCAAGCACUUUUCGAGAUAUAACCAGCUAAUUUUUCAAGUCAACCCUUAUGGAAUAACAAAAUUGUGCUAGAACAAGUUCAAUUUGUAAAAUGUUACUUCGUCAACAAUGGUGCUUUUCUUAGUACAAAUACCUUUAAUUAACCUAUGGGUAUCAUCAAUAUUCAUAACUUAACUCUGAGAAAUACUGAAUACAAUAAUUCAAGAGGAAUUGUUGAUUUCUCGACGAUGCAAUAGAUCAAAGUGAAUAAUUUUUAAAUGUAAGAUUCUAAAGUUAAUUCUACUGCAUUAUUCCAUAUAACAACUAUUGAAUUAAGUGCGGUAUAUUUGCAUAAUACUUUAUUUAAUAAUUCAGGUAGAUUGAUAUAAACUUAAUAUUAACUUAAAACCAUUAAGUUGAAUGAUCCAAAUUUUUCAGGUUUAAAGAUGCAAUUUACCAAUCUAGAAAUUGAUUAAGUAAUUUGUCUAACUCCUGCAUGUUUGAUUCUAAUCACUGAAAUUUAAAACGAUUAUGAUAUACCCAUAAAUAUUACAAUGAAAGGAUUGAUUAUUAAAUAGAUUAGCACUAAAGGGUUUGAUGAAACAAUCUUGGAAGCAGCAACAAGUGCAUCAAUAAGAGUUGAGAAGAGUAACACAUUAAUGGUCUCAGAUUUUAACAGUGUCCAAAAUGCAGACUUAACAAUCUUUUACGUAGAGCAAGUUUGGACUACUAAGUUCAUCAAUAUUAAUUGUAAUUAAAAAGAAGGACUAAAAAUUCGAAAUAAUUAUUGUCUAUUUAUUAACAAUCCUUAUAAAGAAGUAAAGUUAUUCAACAUAUAAUUAAUAAAUCUGAUUGGAAGAGACAAUUCUUUUGUAGGAAUAUCCUCUUGGAGUAAUCUAGUUUAUAAUACUUCGACGCCUGAUUAUUAAGAGACCAUCAUUAUCAAUGGGGCAGAAGUGACUUAAUGUACGAUUGUUACAACUGCUCUAGCAGUUCCUUCAUCUGCAAUAUUGAUAGAUUCCACUCAAAUGUAAGUUGUGCAGAUAAGUUUCAUGAAUUUCUUCAACAAUCAUCAUUUAAUGGAAAUAGAUGGAUCACUGAGACCAAGCAAUCCUACCUUCUUGAUGAGAAGUUUAGUUGGAACUUUGCUUUUGUCAAAUAGUACUUGGAAAUCAAACUCUGUUUAAGGUUUUGGAGCAGUCCUCUAUUUAGAAGUAGGAACCUAAAUCAUUUCAAAUAUUUAAAUGAAUAAUAGUAACUUUGAUUAAUUAUCACAAUCUUCAGUUCCUUCUAUUAAUGAAAUAACGGAAGGAGGACAUAUUUAUAUAUCUGCUUUCAAUCUUAACAUGAGUAAUUGCAUUUUCUCUAAUUCGACUUCUAAAUUGGGUGGUGCAAUGUUCUUAAGAACUUUGAAGGAAGGAACGGUUAUUUUAAAAAAUGUUUCAAUUAGAUAUGCCUAUACUCCCUUGAAUGGAGCAGUAUCAUCAAGUGGAGGCUGUUUAUAUAUUGAUUCAAUGGCAUCUUAAUUAGAUAUGAAGAUUUAGAGUUCAGAAUUUAGUCAUUGUUUUACAAGAGGAGAAGGUGGUGGAAUUUAUUUGAUGAGUUAUGAUAAACGUUAGUAAUUUAUGAUUGAAGAUUCGGAACUUAAUAAUUGCUAUGCUUUAAGUGGUCUGGCCGUUAAAACAGUAUUUUAUUCAAGAACCUAAACAGAGUAAAGAAUGAUACUUCAAUAAGUUAAGAUCUCGGGGAAUUAGACAUCUUCGUUGGCUUACUUUUAGUAAUUAGGGUCUCUCUAAUAAAUUGAAAUGUUUUUGUUUAUUAAGAGAAUUGCUGCUGUUGAAUAAGAUUAUGGUUCAAUUGAAAUCUAUAGGUGUGAAUCAGAAGGUCUAUAUUAUUAUGGAUUUAUUUCAAUCUGGCAAGCAAAUUUUAUAAUUUUGAAUAAUAUCUAAUCUUAACAUGGUGUACUAUCAUUCAGACCCUACAUUGAAAUAUUAGAACCAUAAAUAAAUCCAAUAUAGGCUGAUACUGUAUAAUUCAGAAAUAUAUCAUCAAUUUCAAUAGCUAAUUUAAAUUGUUCUAAUAUUACUAAUAAUGGAUUGUGUAUACUGCUUUAAAUCAGAUUAGAAUUCUCAGAAUUUAGAAUCAAUCCAGCUUUGAUGUUAUUUGAUUUGAUUCAGGAGACUACACCUUUAAAAUUAUAAAAUGUUGCUAUCAUCAAUGUAAUCUGCAAGGAAUGUCAUGGCGGUUUUGUACAAAUAAUGAGGGUCUCAAAUUCAAAACUAAUUCCUUUGGUUGAACUGAUCUCCUGUAGAUGUUCUAACUCAGAAUCAUCUUAUUACGGAUGCUUCUCGAUUUCUAGUGAAUAGUACUUCAGAUAAUAGGUUUAAAUGGACUCAUUGAUUAACGUAACUUUAAACUCAAAUUUGACAGCCUAUAAAAUUGCUGAAUAUGCUAAUUUCAAUUAGUCUUCAAAAAGAAUUUUGAAGGAAGAAACAAUUAAUCAAACUCAGAAUAAUUAUAGCUUUACCUAUGUUAUUCCUAAUCCACCAUAUUUAUCAAAUGUAAUUGUAAAAUUACUAAAUAUCUAUGAUGUCAAGGCUGUUCAUGGAGGUGGUAUUUCUUUUUAUGGGUUAACUGUUAAUGCAUCUGAGACUUAUUGUACUUUAGCAGUUGUUACUGGCAGAGGAGGAUGCUUCUAUUUUGAAUCCUAUCCAAAAAACGGAAGUCAAAUUAAACAACAAUUGAAUAUUGAGGACAGUUUCUAUUAUAAGAAUAAUGCUAGUAUUGGAGGUGCAAUUGCCAUGGUAGAGAGCGGAAUCAAUAAUUAUGAAUUGAUGAGUGUGUCUUUUCUAUAAUGUUAUGCCAAAUUAUUUGGCAAUGAUGUUGCUCAAUAUCCUACUUAAAUGGGAAUUAGAGUAAAUAAUUAGAUACAAAAAUAAGCUAAUCUAGAUUCUCGCACAAGCUGGAUAUUUUAUCCAAUUAUUAUAAGGAGUGGAUAAAAAAUGUCUGAAUUUGAAAAUUAAACUAUUGUAGUUGUAUUUCUUGAUAGAAAUAAUCACUUUAUGGGAUAUUAGUACAAUUAAUAUUGCAGUUUAUCAGCUCUUUACGAUAAAACCUAAGGAGAAAUACUCCAACCUUUGUCAGGAAAUACUAAUAGAAGUUUCAUUUAAAAUAGCACUUAGGGAUUUGACUAUUCCGACCAGAUUAUUAAUUAUGACCCUUAUAAUAAUAUUACUUUAGAUGCGGUUUUUAGUAGUAAUCAUGUGAAUAUUCCUAUAUAUCAUAAUUAAUACCCAUAUUAGUGCAUUGGUUUCGAUACUCAAUAUGCUUUACAAGUUAGAAUAAGAUCAGUUGAAUGUUAAAUAGGUGAAAAAUAUGAUAAUAUAAGUGGAACAUGUACUCCUUGCAAUGUUGGAACAUACUCUUUAAUUUAUAAGGAUCCAGUAUGCAAAGUAAUUGAUUAUUAUUCUAUGAAUUACACAUAUAUGAAUAGAAUUAAGGUUUAAGAAUAAUUCUGGAGACCAAAUUAUGAAACUGACAAUAUUGAAAAAUGUAUAAAUUAGGUUGAGAAUUGCAAAGGAGGAUUUUAUGUUGGAAAUGACAUGUGUCAAAUUGGACAGAUAGGAGCACUUUGUGAAGAGUGUGAUAUCUAUGCUAUUCAUUGGGAAGAAUCUUAUUACAAUUCUGCUAAGUUUGAAUGCAAAAGAUGCUCAGAAAGAACAAAUAACAAAUCUGUUAUAGUGAUUACCUGCAUCAUCAUAAUAUUAACCACUUUUCUUACGAUAUAUGGUCAUGAAGACAGAAUAAAAAACCAUUUUCGCUUAUAAAUUUUGAAUUCAUUCUCAAUCAACUAUUUUAGAGGCCACUCUAACAAAUCGGCUAUUUUAAUUAAAAUAUUUAUGAAUUUCUUCUAAUUGAUAUCUCUCAUAGAAGGAUAGAGAUAAGUAAUAUCUCAAAGUAGCAAAGAUAUAAUCAAUACAAUCGCUAUGCCAGCUUUUACUUUUGAUAAUGCUUUGGAUUGCUUGCUAGUUGAAGAAAUUGUACCAGAUAUUAUUUAUCUGAGAUUAAUUUGGUCCUUGACUCUAACACUUAUUUGUUAUGUCGCAAUGAUUAUUAUUAUCGAAAUAUUGAUUUUCAAGAAGUUUUUAAAAAAGAAGUAGAAAUACAUUAAAACAAUGCUUAUUUAUAUGUUUCUAUAUUUUUAGCCUGUAUAUUUGAUAGAAUUCUUAAACCUUAUUAUUAGAAGAGACAUCUCUGAUGAUUCUUAUAUUUAAGCUAAUGUAUCCUUUAAGUAUUACUCAAAUAAUCACUCAAUUAUGUUGAAAUGGUUUAUUUAUCCAGGAUUUUUCUUAUUAUUAUUCUUACCUCUCUUAUUGUUAGGAAAAUUAUCAAAGGACUUUUAUCUUGGUAAACUUCCUAAAAAUAAAUACCAACUAUUAUGGGGAUACAUCUAUAUUGAAUACAUUUAGAUUAACAAAGAGAUAAAAUUUUAUUGGGAGUUCAUUAAAAUUUAUAUCAGAGCUGGAAUAUGUUUACUUUAUUGCUUAUUGGCUCAAGAGGUCUUAUAUAUGGGUCUUUCGUCGUUGCUUUUGGUUUUGUUUUAUGUCUCAUUGUCCUAUUACUUUUAACCAUAUUAUAAUAGAAAACUUAAUAAAUUUGAUUAGGGCUCUUUUAUAAUGCUCACAAUCUCUUAUGUAAUUACAACUGCUGUGAAGUCAAAUCCUGAAAGUGAAGCCGUUUAAUUAACGUUUUCUGGAUAGUUUAUUAUUAAUGCUUUUAUGAUUCUAUUUUUCAUAGUCUUUAUUUUCAUGAUUAUCGAAGAAAACUCUCGCAUUAUAAAUCCUUGUAGAAAUUCUAUUAAUUAGAGGUUUCCUUGGCUUAUUGAGAGCAGAAAUAUUUUCAAUUGUUGUUGUUGGAAUUAUUUUUCUAGAUAUAAUUUGAUAAUACUAAUGUUAAAAAAUACUGAUAAAGCUAAUGCUAGAUCUGCAGUGCUCUGGAAAUAAGUCAGUGAAGCUGUAUAAGAGGCAAUAUAGGUAUGGAGGCUUGAUAGAUCUCAAAAAUUAAAAAUUAAAGUAUGGCACAAUGAAAAUCUAGUUCCGUAAGAUGAAUACAACUGA
Molecule: messenger RNA, 7998 nt
Organism: Paramecium tetraurelia
Lineage: Eukaryota; Ciliophora; Oligohymenophorea; Peniculida; Parameciidae
Exons: 7
Source: RefSeq, a predicted model, not a curated record